Messenger RNA from Acaulospora morrowiae, 519 nucleotides. NCBI's taxonomy places the organism in Eukaryota, Fungi, Glomeromycota, Glomeromycetes, Diversisporales, Acaulosporaceae. The record is from the annotation of a GenBank genome assembly.
AAUACUCUUGUCAUGACUCCUCUUGGUGGGAAAGUUAAUAAUUUGCGAAAAACAGAUAUCAAGAAUGUAAUCACCACUCUCAAACAUGUACAUUCAUAUGAAUAUGUACAUAGGGACCUUCGGAAAUAUAAUUUUCUUCGUAAUUUAGAUGAUCCAAAGGAAGCUAUUUUAAUUAUUGACUGGGGUUUUAGCACAAAGAAUCACGAAGCCACCGCAUUUGCAGGAGCACUUGAAUGCAUGCCGGAUGAAGUCCUGGAAUCACUAACUAAUGAGGAAAAUAUUGUUUAUGGGCCAAAAGUUGACUUGAUAUGUUUUGUGCGAUCAUUCUAUCUGAUGCUACACAAACCAUUAAUGGAAAGAGUUGCCUUUGACAGAGAUGAUGACAUCGGGAAACGAGCACAAAUGAUGUUAAAUUUUUGGAAAGACUGUAGUAAGUCAGACGUGUGGGAUGACGUUUAUCAAGCAAUAGAGGGCUUAGAUUACGACAAAUUAAUUCAAGAACUCGAAAGAUUUUUUUGA